Crotalus tigris (Tiger rattlesnake) is the source of this 2897-nucleotide messenger RNA. Its product is annotated as occludin-like. Gene Ontology annotation, cellular component: bicellular tight junction; transcription elongation factor complex; membrane. Gene Ontology annotation, molecular function: cis-regulatory region sequence-specific DNA binding. The record is from RefSeq and is a predicted model, not a curated record. The transcript has 8 exons. NCBI's taxonomy places the organism in Eukaryota, Metazoa, Chordata, Lepidosauria, Squamata, Viperidae. Bases 279 to 1811 code for a protein of 510 amino acids. Gene Ontology annotation, biological process: bicellular tight junction assembly; snRNA transcription by RNA polymerase II; positive regulation of transcription elongation by RNA polymerase II.
GAACAACCUUGAAAUCUGGAGACAGAGUUGCAAAGCAACCCGCGGGGAUUUGGCAGGCAGGCAGGCCGACAGAACCCGUUCUGGCACGGAGCAGCUGGGUCCCAAGGGAACCGCCGGUUGGCAAGGAAGUGGAGGUGGAGGAGGGCACGUGGGAGCCAGCCGGACUUGGCCCAGGAGCCUUUUGACUGCUCCGUGAAUCUUGACGGGGCUCUGGGGCCCCCCCCAUCCGCAGCACCUGGGACUCCUCUGAGGCUCCUGACCGCCAUUCUGCACCAAGGAUGUUCAGCCCGAAGAAGCCCUACGACAGCCCCCCUGCCGGCUACGGCCCCCCUGGGGAGGACUACGGGUACCCCAUCCAGUCGCCCCCCCCGGGCUCCUACUACGUGGAGGACCAGCCUCAGCACUUCUACAAGUGGACCUCCCCCCCCAGGGUGGUGCGGAUCCUGGAGGGGCUGGGCAUCCUCCUUUGCGUGGCCAUCUUCGCCUGCGUGGCCUCCACCCUCAUGUGGGACUACGGCUAUGGGGGGAUCUACGGCGGCACCAUGGGAGGCUACGGCGGGGGCUACGGCGGGGGCCUGGGGGGCGGCUACUACGGCGGAGGCCUGGGUGGUGGCUACUAUGGCGGCUACGGCAUGGGGGGCUACUACGGGGGCAUGACCAACCCCCGCGCGGCCAACGGCUUCAUGAUCUCCAUGUCGGUGCUGUGCUUCAUCGCCCUGCUGGCCCUGGCCAUCACCAGCCUCACCAAGUCCGGCGGGGCCCGGUCCAGGCGCUUCUACCUGGUGGUCCUGGUGGUCUGCCCCCUGAUGGCCUUCCUCAUGCUGAUCGCCUCCAUCGUCUACAUCAUGGGGGUCAACCCCCAGGCCCAGAUGUCCGGCAGCUACAACCCCAUGCUGGCCAUGUGCAACCAGAUCUACGCCGGGGGAGCCUACUACAACCAGUAUCUCUACCACUACUGCAUCGUGGACCCCCAGGAGGCCGUCGCCAUCGUCUGCGGAUUCCUCCUGGUGAUCCUGCUUUGCGUCAUCUGCUUUUUCGCCCACAAGACCCGCCAGAAGAUCUGGCAGUUUGGGAAGCAUAAUAUUUACUGGGACCGCCCGCCGGCGAUGGAGGAGGGUCCCAACGUGGAGGAAUGGGUGAAGAACGUGGAUGGCCGGGCCAGCCCCACCGACACGGCCACCCUGGCCUACUCGGAGAAGCCCACCGGCCCCAUCAACGCUCCCGCCAGCCCCCCCAACUACACAGAGAAGGACUACUACUCCAAGGUGGAUGUCCGGAGCAGCUCUCCCUUCCAGCCCCCUGUGGAGAAGCUUGCUCGGACGCUGAGCUCUAGCACCUGGGAGGAGAAAACCCAGGAGCCCCCCAGGAAGCCCCCCGCCCGCAGGGGCCGAAGGUCGCGCAAGAGGAGCCCUGAACUGGAGGAAUCCCAGUAUGAGACAGAUCCCACCACGGCCAUGGAGUCCAGCGACGAGCAGGACCCAGACGAGUGGGGCAGUCACUACCCACCGAUCACGUCCGACGAUGCCCGCCAGGAAUACAAGCAGGAUUUUGACAGUGACCUCAAGCGCUACAAGCAGCUCUGUGCCCACAUGGAUGGCAUCAACGACCAGAUCAACCAGCUCAGCAGGCAGCUGGAUCAGUUGCCGGAGGGCACCCUCCAGUACCAGGGCGUGGCAGAGGAGUACAACCGGCUGAAGGAGAUGAAGCAGACGCCGGAGUACCGGAGCCAGAAGAGGGAGACCAAGUCCCUGAGGAAGAAGCUGUUCCACAUCAAGCGGAUGGUCAGCGACUACGACCAGCACCGGGGGUGAGCCCGGAGUGGGGCCCCCGGGACCCCCGAAGGGGAGGGGCGCCCAGGCCCAGCUCCCUUCCUGGGCCCAGAAGGACAGACACUGACCAGCUGGGCAGCCCCUUCCCACCUUUCGUUUGGACCCGGGGACGCCUGGCCCAGCCCUGCCAAGACUCUGGGGGUGCCAGUGUGCUAGUGCCCCCUCCCUGCAAGAGACGAGGAUGCCAGUCUGUGUGUGUGUGUGUGUGUGUAUUGUGGAUUUUCUUAUUCUUGCAUUUUUCUCCCGCUUCGUGCCAAAAGGCUGGUUUCCGGGUCUUGUGCCAGCAGUGAGGAGGGUGGGCAUCGACCCAGAGCUCUUUUGAGGGGGGGGGCCUCCAGGGCCUGAUGGCUGUGGGGUUCCUCUUCGGGGCAAAUCACGUUGGGGAAACACCCCUCCACACACACACACACACACAGGGACACAAUAGUGUGCAGUGAGGAGGGGGAACAGACCAAUAAUGGGAAGGGUCCCUUGAGGCAGCUUAAAGAUGAGGCUGCCUUUGGCACCGAAGGUCUUGGGAUCAAAUCCUGAUUGUUGGAUGGGGGGGGAAUUGUACCCCUGGCUGCUCCCCCAAAGUGAAAAAGCAGGUGUUUUUCGGGGGGGGGAGACCAGCAGGAUUGGCAGUUACCUGCCCUUCCUCUCCUUCCUCUUCCUCCUCCCUCCCUCCCUGUCCUCCCCCUACUUUCUCUUCCUCCCCUCCAGUGCCAACUUGUGUUUGUGUGGCAAACUCUGCUCCCCCAAAGGGCCUUUUGCUGUUGGAGACUUGAUCCAGCUUGGCAGUGCCCCUCCGUUGGUGUUCCUGCCAGCAGCCAGCGGAUCCAGAGAGUUCUCCCGGGGAGGGAGAAAGGGGGGGGGGGAGGAAUCCCAAGCAUAAACAUCUGCAUUUCCCCCCCCCCCAGGAUUUCUGCUUUUGGAGCCAAGCGAGAGCCAAGACCGCCCCCCCCCCAGCCACAGCCCAGCGGGAUCUGUCAAUGGGGGGCGGGGGGAACUGUAUAUAUUGUGACAAUGGGGAGGGCAGGCCUAUUUUUUAAUAGUAAAACUAUUCCUUUAAUAAACGUGGGAAAACUU